AAAAAUAUCAGAUAAUCAAACAGUAAAACAGUCAUCUGUAUGGUGUAGUAUAUGAUUACUAAUUAAAAGAUUGCGAUGAGCCAUAAUUACAUACAAAUAUUCUGUGCGCCUUCACGAAGUGUAUAUUAUUUGAAUUAAGUUAUCAAAUAUUUACACGAGGAAAGACUUAUUUAAAAAUAUGCAUUCAAUUGAAAAAAAGGGUAAAACAGUGGAUCUAGCAUCCUUAGAACCAGCAGCUAGGGUUAAGCAGUUGGCGAACUAUGGGGCAAUGGUAGAUGUUGAUCCAAACGUUCCUCCUAGAAGGUAUUAUCGAUCUGGAUUAGAAAUGGUGAGGAUGGCAAAUGUGUAUCUAGCUGAGGGCAGCUUAGAAAACGCUUAUAUAUUAUACAUGAAGUUUAUGACCCUGUUUGUAGAGAAGAUUCGGAAACACCCAGAGUACAACACUGUGCCAUCAGAAGUUAAAGCGGUCAAUCAGAGUAAACUAAAAGAAGUUAUGCCAAAGGCAGAAAAGUUAAAGCAAAAGUUGUUAGAUGUCUAUGCUAAAGAACACACUCUAUAUAUUGAAAAUGAGGCAAAGAGAAAAAUAGCGGAGGAGGCAAGAAGAAAGCAAGAGCAAGAAGAUGCGAAAGUCGCUCAAAGACUUCAAGCCGAUGAGAACAGACAAGAUGGUCACAGCACUACACCAUAUUUAUUACAUGCGGAUCAAUGGGCUGUGACACCAACAGCGCCUCCAGUGGAUGAUGUGUUGUAUCCGGAUGACUUUGCAGAUCCUCCUCGUUCAUUGCCAGGUGUUCCAUCAGCUGUACCCCCCGCCAUCAUUCCACCGUCAAGACCUGCUGUUGAUUCAAGUGGACUGUUGGAUGCGAGGCGUCUUCGUACGGUUGUGAUACCCACGGCACUGUUGCCAAGAUUUUUAUCACUGGCUGCCCAAAACACAGCCGCAAACAAAGAAACUUGCGGCAUACUAGCUGGGAGACUGGAACAAAAUCAAUUGAAGAUCACGCAUGUGGUGGUGCCCAAACAGACGGGAACAUCAGACUCGUGUAGUACAAACAAUGAGGAAGACAUCUUUGAAUACCAGGACAAACACAAUCUCAUCACCUUGGGAUGGAUACAUACCCAUCCGACCCAGACGGCAUUUCUUUCAUCUGUGGAUCUUCACACACAGUGCUCCUACCAGCUCAUGAUGCCGGAAGCCAUCGCUAUUGUCUGCGCACCAAAAUAUCAAGAGACCGGUUACUUCGCUCUGACUCAGGACCACGGUAUGUCGUUCAUAGCCAAAUGUCGUCAGCCUGGGUUCCAUCCACAUCCAUCAGAUCCACCGCUGUUCUACAGCGUAACCCACACAAAGCUUGAUGAAUCAGCGCCAGUUGAAAUGGUAGAUUUGAGAAGAUGAAGGGAUAUUCAGAACUUAGGGGGCUUGAAUUUGACAAAUCUACUGACGUCACAGCUUAGAUGAAGCACCUUUAUUUAUAUUAAUAUAUAAUCUGUUUAACAUAAGUUACUCUGUUAUGUUUUGUCAUAAUAAAUUAUAAGGUAUCA
This is a messenger RNA of Danaus plexippus (monarch butterfly), 1542 nucleotides long. Its product is annotated as STAM-binding protein-like A. Gene Ontology annotation, cellular component: endosome; membrane. The coding region runs from base 179 to 1396 and encodes 405 amino acids. Gene Ontology annotation, biological process: protein K63-linked deubiquitination. The record is from RefSeq and is a predicted model, not a curated record. NCBI's taxonomy places the organism in Eukaryota, Metazoa, Arthropoda, Insecta, Lepidoptera, Nymphalidae. Gene Ontology annotation, molecular function: metal-dependent deubiquitinase activity; K63-linked deubiquitinase activity; protein binding. The transcript has 9 exons.